CUCAUCUUUGAUAUAGUUAUAGCGAGAAGUAGAUUAACAAACCCUGCCCCCCGGUCAAAUCCUCCCACUAAUCUUCCCUAUGUUUUAUUAGAACCUAUACAUCCGCAUUACUGGGGAUUCAUAAAAAAAAAUAAGAACAUAUAACCUAGUUCUCAAUGAAAGAGACCAUUUGUGUAAUACCUUAAUUUCUCUAUGUUGUUCAAGACUCAUUUGUUUUGUUUUAAGCCUUGCACAUGUUCUUCUUCCAUGGACCGUGACAUUUCAAAGCUACAGCCGGAGGAGGCGGCAGGGCUAAGAUUUGAAAAUGUUGGAUCCAUUUGUCAAAGCAUUCAUGAUAAAAGUGGCUGCAAAAAUGAAGAGGAAACCGGUUCUUCAGCUAGCCAUGGUCAGAAGAGCUUUUCCUUUAUAACUGAAAGGGGAUUCUCGAAGAGGGUUCUUGGCUCUAAUGAUAAAGAUCGAAGCUUGGAAAGUGAAAGAGAGCCAAUCCAUAAUGUACGAAAAAGUGUUUCAAAUUCACAAGAAAUGGAAUAUGAAACAUCUUUCAAAGAACCAGAACCAGAUAUUGAUCAAGAAGCAAAAUAUGUGAAUAAGGUUAAUCAUAGUAUUCAUCAAGGAGCUAAUGUGAAGGCAGUCGAAUUAGAGGACAUGGCAGAGAAGGAUAUUAUAACGAAAAGGAACCCUAGUGAGGAGGCCGUUGUGGACACUGAGGUGAUGGAGGAGGCUGUUAGCAAUGAAAAGGAAGGUGCAAGGGAGGACAACAUGUUAUGUUUUCAAGAAUCUCCUAGCUUCAGGGUAUACUGCGCUCAUAAUGUCUCAGUCGAUGGUGAUGGUAAUGAAGGGAUCAGAGAACCAGGCAGUGAAAAGAAGACAGACCAGAUUUAGGACUCCAUUACGAAAUGGUGAGCAGCAAGAAUGAAAAACUUUAAGUUUGCCUCGUGCAACUGUUCCAACCCUUCAACUACUCAAGAAAGUACCCGUAGAUCAGUUGGAAAAGUUGUCCGCUGACUAUCUGCUAUCUCCACAAGUACACAAGAUACAAGGCAAUUUCAGUCACCGCCUUUAAUUAUUUUCCUUUGAAUUCUUAAGUUUCGAAGGCAAAAUUCUUAUUGGAGACUGCACCAUAUUUCCUGCUUCGGGGAAGUAUAUGUUAGGUUUGCUGAAACGUAUAUCCA
Molecule: messenger RNA, 1172 nt
Organism: Populus nigra (black poplar)
Lineage: Eukaryota; Viridiplantae; Streptophyta; Magnoliopsida; Malpighiales; Salicaceae
Exons: 2
Coding region: 193-882 (229 amino acids)
Source: RefSeq, a predicted model, not a curated record